Pecten maximus is the source of this 4884-nucleotide messenger RNA. Its product is annotated as transmembrane protein 232-like. Lineage: Eukaryota; Metazoa; Mollusca; Bivalvia; Pectinida; Pectinidae. The transcript has 16 exons. The record is from RefSeq and is a predicted model, not a curated record. The coding region runs from base 119 to 2653 and encodes 844 amino acids.
AAUCCAAGGAAACAAACAACAUGGCGGUGGAGGCUUCGAAGAUGGUAGAGUUACGAACAUCACUUAUGCCACAAAAGCCUUAGAGGUGAAAACUUAAGAUAACACAGGAUCUAAAACCAUGCCAAUUACAAAAAUUCCAAUCGCCCACAAGUUUGGGAUCAUCUCCCAUAGCCAACGUCUUGAGCUUCAGGAAAGACUCCUCAAACAAACAUAUCUGCAGAGUAUCCAGAGCCAGAAAGUUGUUGUUCAGACAAGCCGAAAUCCUUUGGAAGUGUCUGAGGAAUUUGUCAAACAAUACAAUGAAGUUAAAGGAAUUGAAGAAAAACAGCAGUUAGAAACAACUGCACAGAAGAUGCUGGAAAGGUCAAAGAGGAGAGCAGGGCUUCGAGAUAAAGGGACUGGCCAACAUGUAAAUCUUCCAAUGGCAUGGACAGAGCUAGCUCAGCUCGCACAGUGUAAAGGCAAAAUUCAGGAUGAGUGUUUGGAUGUAUUGAUUAUCUCCCUUGACCAGUCCCCCCUGGAGAAGUACCAUAUCCCGGCUCUGUUUUUCCUGGCUGAGACUAUGUUGUAUUGGCUGAGGACAGAUUCGGUACAUCAACCCUACCUCAGGACCGGAGAGAUCAAACUCCUCAAGAUGGGUGAACUGACUUUUACAAGGCUGUUCUAUCAUCAUAUGGCUGGUCAACUUCAGGGACAGAAUGAAUUCAAAAGUCGACUGUUCACUUACCUGGAUGGUUUAGGAGAGUGUCAGGAAGCCUACAAUCCCUACCCUAAUGCACUACUGUGCUUGAGAUUCAUCAUCACUGUUGGGAAGAUCAUUAUGGCAGAUGCCCAAAUGGAGCCAGGAGAGAUCAAGGAGGGUGAUAUCUUCUCUAAACCUCGAACCCCACUCAGUAGACCAAGUCGGCCUCUGAGUCGGGAUCAGUCGUAUGUGGACAGUACCAAAGGUGAUACAACGAGAGACAACACCAGCUUUUCUGCCCACAGUGGGGCCAUCAGUAGUAGUGUCCAUGACCUGAGCCCCACUCUGUGGCACGCUUUGGAUGUGUGGCGUUGUACCAAUCACUUAGGGGGAGGAAUGGGGGAGGCACUCAGAGCCCUCGCUCACUGUGGCAUGGGGCUUUCUAAUGAAAACUGGAUAGACACAAUGAUAGCUCUGAAAAUAUUGGCUGAGGCGGCAAAGACUGAUAUAGCAGCCAUGCAAACCCUGCACAGCCUCGCUCGUGGUAACAAGCCAAAAAUCAGAGGGGGUACUCCGCCCGACAGCUCCGGCACCGAUGGAUCAGCUGAGGACAAGGAUGAUGUGUACAGUGUAUCGAGCGACGGAUCUCACCACGGCGAUGAUAGCUACCUCAGUUCUAAACCAACACUCAGUGAUAUCUAUGAGCGUAGUGAUGAGGACCGAGACUCAAGAUUGACAAACAAACUAACUCCCGAUCAGAGGGAAGCUAAACUAAGCAGAGAAAACCUGGAGAGAUUUGACAACAAGCUUAAAUCGGCCUUAAAGGAGAAUACAGCUACUUCUCCUGUGAAGGGUCCACAGAGAGAAGUGUCGUUUGCUGAUAGUAAUGGUAAAGGAAAGAAGAAGGAAAAGAAAUAUUCAAGAGAGUCCGACCAUUUUAUAGACCCGCACACAAGGCAGUCAAAGCAGAGUGAUCAGACUGGGUUCCGAGUAGAGCUGGGUUCAGAUGCUAGUGGGCGUGACUCACAGGCUAGUUCUGUACCUACCUACACUAACCUGCCAAUGACUGAUAUCCCAGGUCUGAAUGGCUGGCACUGGGAGGUAGCCAUCACCUACACAGACAUUCUCGCUGACAUCUGUCUGUACGGAGCUAAUGCCAACAUCCAGAAACUGGCUCUGAUCGGGAACAACAAGGAUGUGAGCACCCCAGUACGACAUCAUGUCCGCAACAUACCACUGAAAAGUACUGGUCUGCUUGACCUUGCAUUCUUUCAUGCAACCAACGAAGUCAGGGAUGGUGGUCCCAAUGACUGGAGUUGGAGAAUCCGAUAUGGAGCCAUACAAUCUCUGGUGAAGAUUGUUCGUUGUCUUGGGCAAGACAAGAACAAGGAGGGGAUGAAAACUGCAGCAUGGAACAUCCUGCUGAAGGCACACUCUCAUGAGAAGGAUGACCGCGUACUUGAGGCUCUAAAAGUUGGCCAGGUUCAUACAGACAUAGAGCAACUCUUUGAAAAGUUUGCAACACAAACCCAGCCAGUGAUGAUAGGAUCCAAGAUGGCGGCUGGACUGUCCAACAUUUAUCUGCCUCCACUACCUCCUCCUGUUGACCACUUUGUCCCCAAACCAAAGACAACAUCCCCUCCCUUCAAACUCAAAGAGGACAUCUCCCCCAGAAAGACAGUUCCUAAUCGGACAUCUCUCAAAGAGGAGAUUAUGCUUGCUACUGCCCUAUAUGAACCUCCAGUGGACUUCAAAAAGAGAACUAGCUUUGAUUUGAGAAGGAUUGUUGAAGAUCAGUGGCGUAAGGAGCUGCAGAUAGAGAUGGAAGAGGAGGAGAGACAGAGACAACAAAACCUGGCGGCAAACAACAGGGCCGAGGAGGAAAGGCAGCGAUAUGUAGCAGACACACGUGCACAGAAACUAGCAAACAACAAACGUAGUCCAGUACUGGUCAGCUCUCCAGACAUGUAGAGGGUACACCAUGGUGGUCUGGAAAUAUGGAUAACAGAAAGUAUAACUAUUGAUGUGAGGUGUGUCUUCCUGUAUACAUCACCAGAAAUAGACCUUAGUGCUGUAGACGACACGUUAAUGUAAGCAGUGUGUAUCUCUCUGGCCAUCUAAACCACUGGUAACACACUAGUGCUGCUGUGGGUACAGACCAGAUCGAAUGGACCUGUUUGGAGAGAGUGAGAAGGACUGGCUAAUUUCAUCCUUAAGGUUGCAAUCAUUUUGUAAUACAUUAGAAGAUAUCUGUUCACAUACAUAGUCUCUGUACAUUAAUGUAGCUGCUGCUUAUAUUAGGUACUGAAUUGGACUUUAGUGGCAACCUGUGCCACUUCUCCAGUGAGUCAUGUCACUGUUAGGCUAAUAUAUAUUUAUGCCUUUCUCAAUCCUUAAAAUUUCAGGAGUUGUGUUCAGUCUCUCUGCACUAUAAAGAACAUUUAACCCCUUGGAAGGUAUUUUCUGGGGCCUUUUUGGGGCUGAUCAUGGGCCCCAUUUGCAAAUGAAAUUAUAUAAUAUUUAAGCCAAAUACCCCAAAUUUGCAAUUUACUCCUGAAAAUUUGAGUACACUAAUUUUCUUCAACAAUAAGGCAAAAAAUACCCCAUCCUUAGUCAAUGAAAAGAACUGUGCUUGGAUUUCAAGGAUGAUCUUACCCUAUGAUUCAGUAAAGACUUCUUUGAAAAGGAAUGCAACUUCUCAAUCCUCAACUGAAGAUACAUAUUUGAUAAUUGAUAUUUAUAAUGGUUCUGCAUGAGAAGUGAACUGUUUUAGAAAUGUCUUAAUUACUGCAAAAAGAUAAUUAACUUUGGUUUGGUCAGUUUAAUUUAGUUUUGAAAUACCAAGGUAAUGACAUAUUAUUAUUAUACCAUAAACAUCUUGGGUAACUUUAUAUAAGUAUCAAAUGUAAUUCCGUUUUGAAAUGAAUUACCCAUUAAAACAUGUACAAACACUAAGUAAUGCCAAACCUAAGAUAUCAGAUAGCACUACAUGUUAUCCUCACAUUCCCAGUAAAUUGGUGAAUGUCUAUGAUACAUUUUUGUCAUAUUUGAAAACAAAAGCAUUACAGCAAUUAUGCAGAUAUUGAAUCAUUUAAUAUCAAUUGCAUUUUGUCAAAAAGAUGCUGUCUGUAUAAAAGGAAUGUAGAAUAUAUGUAAGGGCUGUCCCAGAACUAUCCAAAUGGGAGGGGUAUGAGAUAUUUUUUCAGAGAUGCCACCAUCCAUCGGAUAUUAAAACAUAUUUAGUAUAGUGGGAUUUACCCCCACCACCCAUCAAAUUUUAAUACAAGUGCCCCUCACACAGAUAAUUCUGGAAUAGCCCUAAUUGCUUCAGUUAUUCAGAGAGCUGUAUCUUCAACUCAACAUUUAAAAAUUUAAUGUGUGUCUAUAAAUAUAUACAAUAUUUUCAGUUAAAUUACAAAUCUCAUCGGCAAGUUAUUAUCUUGUGUAAUCAUAUAAUGUAGAUUCCAAUGAAAUCGUGGCUUGGACUUAUUUUUAAACAAAAUUAAAGUAAAUUAUAAAAUAACUAGGCUUAGAAAUGCUUAUAGUCUUUAUCAGAAAUAUUCUGUGGAGUGAAUUACUACCAGUAUACUAAAGUAAGGAGAAAGCAUCUAUGCUCGCUGCAUAUGGCAACUCUUGCAGUUAAUAUAUCAAACGUUGUUAUCAAACCAACGCUUGUAUCCAAUGCCUCAUCAAGGUGUUUAAGCAUUACACCUAGUAAAAAGAUUGGUGUCAAAGAGUAAACAAAUGUUUUCUAUAUAAUUAUUUACUUUUAAAUUACAUGUAUGUUAGGGUUGUAGACUUACAUGCCUGUAAGUUUGUACAUGUAUUUAAUAUGAAAUUAUGUCCUUGUUAUGUUUUUCUUUUGUUAAUAUGGGUAAAAAGCUAUAGGACCACAGUUCUGAAUUGUGUUAUAUAAAUAUUUACAGUAUUGAGUAUUCUAUAUAAGUAAAAUAUACUGUACAUAUUGGACCAAAUUCUGUGAUACAUUUCCUAUGUAUAAGAAGUUCAAUUUUAUCAUUUUUUACUGCUGUACAAGCAAAUAAAUUGUUAUAUUUUGAAUGAUUUUAGUUCAUGAAACCUGUAAUAUAAGAUAAUCCGUCCAAGAGUUGUGAUGUACUUUGUUAAACUAUGCUAGAGUUUACUCGCUUUAUAUACGACAGGUUGUAUGUGCUAUAACAGCAAAUAAAAUUUAAUUGUUUUAA